AUGGAGCUCGAAGGUUUUACCAUCAGAAGUGGGAGAAAACCUUUGCCCUUCGUCUUCUUCGACAUCAUGGGUUUAGAAUCUGAAGCAUUGGUUGGGUCACAAACAGAGGACAUCAUCAGUGCUGUGUUUGGCCACGUGCAGGAUGGCUAUAAAUUCAACGAGGAGCGGCCACUCAAUUUUCAGGAUCAAGAAUAUACCACAAAACCCAACCUCUCCGAUGAGUGUUUCUGCCUGGUUUAUAUCAUAGACGCAGAUACAUUCCAUCUUAUGGAUGAUCGGCUUUUUGACAAGCUGAAGAUCAUCCGCAAGAGAAUCAGUGAUAAAGGCAUUGCCCAAGUGGUUGUCAUGACCAAAGUGGAUGAAGCAUGUCCACUGGUCGGAAAUGAUCUAAAGAAGGUCUACACGAGCAAGAGGAUCAAGGAUAAGAUUGUGCAGUGCAGUCACAAACUGGGUGUGCCACUGACAAGCAUCUUCCCAGUGAAGAACUACCAUGAUGAGAUCAACACAGAAGAUGAUGUUGAUGUUCUGAUACUGAAGGCUCUUGAACAGAUUGUUGAGAGUGCACAUGAUAUAUUGUUGGAUAAGAAAAAAUAA
Danio rerio (zebrafish) is the source of this 594-nucleotide messenger RNA. The record is from RefSeq and is a predicted model, not a curated record. Lineage: Eukaryota; Metazoa; Chordata; Actinopteri; Cypriniformes; Danionidae.